GAAGUCGAGUAGUUCACCAGUUCACAUUUAAUGAUAUCUGUGCAUGUUCGAUAGCUUGCUAUUCGACGACGGAAAGCUAACUGUUCAGUUAGUGAGCUAAGCGUUAGCUGGCUAAUCCAGCAAAGAAGAAGACUCAUUAAUUUACAACAAGCGAGCUUAAUUUUCAAGAUGAGCGAACAACUGAAGUUCAUCGUUGAGCAACUUAACAAAGACCCAUUUAAGAAGAACUUUAACCUCAUCACGUUUGACUCCCUCGAACCGAUGCAGCUGCUUCAGAUUUUGAAUGAUGUUUUGGCUGAAAUAGACCCAAAGCAAGCCAUAGAUAUCCGUGAAGAAAUGCCUGAACAAACCAUAAAGAGAAUUUGUGCGCUGCUGGGAAUGCUGAAAUACAAACCUCCCAGCAACCUCUCUGAUGUGAGCAGCUUUAGACAAGGUUUGGUGACUGGCAGCAAGCCUGUGAUUCACCCCAUCCUGCACUGGCUGCUACAGAGGGUUCCUGAACUGAAGAAAAGGGCUUAUUUGGCUCGGUUUCUAGUCAAACUGGAGGUGCCUUCGGAGUUUCUGCAGGAUGAUAUUAUCAAUGACACCUAUCACCAGUAUGAAGAGCUUGUGGAAGGUUUUAAGACUUAUCACAAGGAGUGUGAGCAGCUGAGGACUUCAGGCUUUUCCACAGCAGAAAUCAGAAAGGACAUUGGUGCAAUGGAGGAGGAGAAAGACCAACUAAUCAAACGUGUUGAGAGGCUGAAGAAGAGGGUGGAGUCAGUGUCCAACCAUCAACGGAUGCUGGAGCAGGCCAGACAGCUGCGAGUGGAGAAGGAGAGAGAGGAGUCACUUACUCACCAGAAACAAGAACAGAAGAACCAACUGUUCCAGGCGGAGCAGAGACUGCAGAGGUUGCAGCAGCAGUUGAAGGAUUUGCGACAGGCAGCCGCAGAUGCCAAUCCAGAGAGCUUAAUGAAGAGGCUCGAAGAGGAGAUUAAGAUCAACUCCUACAUGGUCUCUGAGAAGCUCCCUAAAGAGCUGGACAGUAUGAGGCGUACAGUGCAGUACCUGCAGAAAAUAGCGUCAGAGCCUGCCAUGGGCCAGGCCGAUCUCCAGGAGCUGGAGGACAAGAUAAAGGAAGUUGAUUUCCAGAUAAACCAGCUGAUUGAGAAAAGGAUGAUGAGAAAUGAUCCCAUGGAUGACAAACUGACGCUUUACAGGCAACAGGCCUCGAUUAUCAUUCGAAGGAAGGAGUCAAAGGCAGAGGAGCUUCAGGAAGCAAGAGAGGAGCUGGCCGCAGCAGAGAGGGAGCUGAGACAGAGGACCAGCCGGGCACAAGCCUCGGAUGGGGAGGAGGUCGUCCAUGGUGAUGAGCUGAAACGUAUGGUGAUAAAAUUGCGCAGCAAGGGAACAGUAUACAAGAAGAAGCGUCAGGAAAUUGCGGAACUGAAAGCAGAGUAUGGAGUCCUGCAACGGACAGAAGAAAUUCUCAAGCAGAGACAUGAGACCAUCCAACAGAAACUGCAAACUAUGGAGGCUGAGAAGGGUAUCUCUGGCUACAGUAACACUCAGGAGGAACUGGAGAGGGUGUCAGCCAUCAAGAGUGAGCUGGACGAGAAGAAGGGCCGCACACUGGAUGAUAUGUCUGAAAUGGUGAAGAAAUUAAACUCUAUGAUAGUGGAGAAGAAGUCAGCCCUAGCACCAAUUAUAAAAGAACUGAGGUCACUGAGGCAGCAGAGUCAGGAACUAAGCCAGGAAUAUGAGGAAAAGAAGGCCCAAUACGAAAGUUGUACUGCCGGUUUGGAGAGCAACAGAUCUAAAUUGGAGCAGGACGUGAAAACAUUGAGAGAAGAGACGGCACAGGAGGAAAACCGAUAUCAUUACAUCAACUGCAUGGCAGAGAUUGUUGAAAUGCAAAUACAGCGGGCAGCUGAAGAGAUGAAGGCCUACGUGUCCUCUGAUCCACAAGAGAGGAAGAAAACCAUCAGGGAGGUGUACAUGAAGAACAUUUCAGAGCAGGAGUUACUUGGCAAGAAGUUACGUGAGAAGCAGAAGAUGGUGAGGGAGAGCCACGGUGCCAACAUGGAGCAGAUGAAGAUGUGGCGUGACCUGGAGCAGCUGAUGGAGUGCAAGAGGCAGUGCUUCAUAAGAGCUCAGAGCCAGGCAUCCAUUGGUCAGGUCAUCCAGGAGGGAGGAGAGGAUAGGCUGGUUCUGUGAGGACACAUCUAGGCAGGCUCAACUGCAGGUCACCCACAGUACAUUCACUAGACAGAGUUCAAUCUUUUGACAAUAUAGAUGUUAUAUGUAAGUGCUAAUGGACACUAUGAUUCAAAUAAAAGGCACAAAGUUUGCGCAAGGGUUUCAUGGUUAACUAGGCUUCAUGUUUCCAUCCAUCUCAUCUCACACACGCUGCCAUCACUCGAUAGUUUCUCUUGUGCAAGAGCCAGACUAGUAACUUAUUAGCAAUGAGUAUAAGACCUUUUGAGGAUCCACACCUUUAAAAACACAUGCCUGGAGAGGUGUUGGCGGACAUGCAUUUUCACUUUCAUUUUACCACUUCUUUAAGGAUACAUGUUCAAAGUGUUUGAAGAUAACGGCAUACAAAGUGGUGCACUUGGGAUGUGGUCAUGAACAACUAUUUUUGGCAACAACUACCAUGACCUGAGAGACAGUGUCUUGCCAAUUUUGGAAUUCACUGGGACCUUUGGACAUCACAGCUAAUAAAGUAAUGUUGUUCAGCUUGUGUCUAUUUUCUAUCACAACAUAUGCUAUUUUUCUACAAUAGAUCCUUAUUUCAAGAUAACCUUUAACAUAGCUACAUGUUUUGGUUGUUUGUGUAUUUCUAUUAAAGGUAUUUCAUAUUCA
Scatophagus argus is the source of this 2847-nucleotide messenger RNA. It is a transcript of the gene ift81, whose product is annotated as intraflagellar transport 81 homolog. The transcript has 18 exons. Lineage: Eukaryota; Metazoa; Chordata; Actinopteri; Scatophagidae. Gene Ontology annotation, molecular function: tubulin binding. Gene Ontology annotation, cellular component: centrosome; cilium; intraciliary transport particle B. Gene Ontology annotation, biological process: intraciliary transport; cilium assembly. Bases 169 to 2199 code for a protein of 676 amino acids. The record is from RefSeq and is a predicted model, not a curated record.